UAUAGUAGUUCUGAUGAAUUAUAACCAAUAAAAUCGUAGUUCAGAUGCUCUACAAGUUCACUGUUCCUUUUGUUAUUGAUUAGUGGAAAUUAAAGCAAAUUUAUGAUGGAUUCUGACGAUAAUUCAUUAUCGUCUCCACCGGGACCUCCGAAGGAUCCUCCGCCAAGUCUUCCACCACCGCUUCCGGCAAGACCCCCCAAAGUGAGUUCACUACCGACGAAGCUCGACCACUUCGAGGAUCCAGAAAUUGAGGGCGACGAUGAGAUAUCCCAACAAAUGACCGCGUCCUACAGCGAGAUCUCAUUCAAAUCGGAAUUAAGCCCCGACGAUAACGAGCUAUCGUUAUCUUUAAGUAUCGACCCCCUACCUUCUGCCGACGAAAUGUUAAAGCGGCCGAAGACGCUACCGUGCGAACGUAAUAAUUAUCCCGGCCACUUUCACCCGUUAAACUUGGAGGGCACCGUGCACGUCGAGGGGAACAUGACGCAUUUCGUAACCGAAGAUUUAGAGUAUAAGAUUAAGCUAUCGAGCCCCGUUAAUAAGAAGGGCGAUACACCUCCUCUUCCUGGCAAUUCGAAGAUUGCCACCCCGAACACGCUGUUUCGACAGUUGUUGGUACCGCAGAUGGGUCUAUUCGACACGGGAUUAUUAAACGACCUUGAAUCGGAAGCCCAACGCAUGGCCACCUCCAUAGAUAAUCUCACCGAAAAUUUAUGCGGCAUUCUUCACUCCAUUUCGUCGAUUACCGCCGAUAAUGUGGACGUUUACAAGGAUGCGGUGUCAAAGAUGUCGGAUACGAUGGACGCUAAUAUUAAGAGUAUGUAUACGAUGAUGGCGAAGGCCGAGGAGGUCACGCAAGCUAUGAAAACGGUCCAGAACCACUCUGUACGAAUGUAUCCUUCAUUCGAAUAUGCUUUACAAGAGCAGAGAUCCUUAACAUUUAUUACAGAAAGGAAAUACGUCGGCUGGUUGAUAUUUUUGAAAGUUUUAUUUGAGUUAAUUGUCUAGGUAGGUAUAGGCUUAGGUCGGUGCUAGUGUACUAGUCAGUCUGCACUAUAUUGUUAAGAUAAUCCUUAAAUGCGAAAUAAAAAACUCUUGAGCUA
Photinus pyralis (common eastern firefly) is the source of this 1103-nucleotide messenger RNA. It is a transcript of the gene BORCS6, whose product is annotated as BLOC-1-related complex subunit 6. Gene Ontology annotation, cellular component: BORC complex. NCBI's taxonomy places the organism in Eukaryota, Metazoa, Arthropoda, Insecta, Coleoptera, Lampyridae. Gene Ontology annotation, biological process: lysosome localization. Bases 103 to 1008 code for a protein of 301 amino acids. The record is from RefSeq and is a predicted model, not a curated record. The transcript is spliced from 4 exons.